AUUCCGCUCAGUCCGCCGCGGAACGUCGUGGGGGUUACAUCGUUGAUUUGUUAGAAAAUUGCAAUUUGAAAUUGCACCGGUCACUAUUCAUAUACUGAUUUGAACUAUUAAAAGGUUAAUAUAGACGUUAUAAAUAACAAAACCAGACUCGAGGUGUCAAGUUAAUUGAUGUUUGUGUUAUUAUUAAAGUUAAAAGACUUUUUGUAAAGUGCAAGUGGUUUUUUUCGCGAUCUACGCGGCUGCACUUCUUUGGUUGUGUGUUCGGUCAAGAGUAAAGGCACAAUGAACGGUCUGAACGGUCACAGCAACGGCGACAUGAACGGCGCGGGCGACAUCAUCACGCAGAACCAGCAGCGCGGCUGGUGGACCAUCGGCCUCAUCAACUCGCGCUACCGCUACCUCACCGCCGAGACCUUCGGCUUCAAGAUCAACGCCAACGGCACCAGCCUCAAGAAGAAGCAGAUCUGGACGUUGGAGCCCGCCUCGGGGAACGCCAACGACAGCAUGAUCUUCCUGCGCUCGCACCUGGACAAGUACCUCGCCGUGGACACGUUCGGGAACGUCACCUGCGAGUCCGAGGAGAAGGAGGCCGGCAGCAAGUUUCAGAUCAGGUGAACCUGCGCUCCAUCGGCCGCAAGCGGUUCGCGCACCUGUCGGAGUCGCUGGACGAGAUCCACGUGGACGCCAACGUGCCGUGGGGCGAGGACACGCUGUUCACGCUGGAGUUCCGCGCCGACGAGGGCGGCAAGUACGCGCUGCACACCUGCAACAACAAGUACCUCAGCGCCGGAGGAAAGCUGCUGGACACGUGCACGGCGGAGUGCCUGUUCAGCGCGGAGUACCACGCGGGCGCGCUGGCGCUGCGGGACGGCGCGGGCGCGUACCUGGCGCCCAUCGGCUCCAAGGCGGUGCUGAAGACGCGCUCCACGGCCGUGACGCGCGACGAGCUGUUCUCGCUGGAGGACAGCCUGCCGCAGGCCGCCUUCGUCGCCGCGCUCAACGAGAAGUACGUCUCCGUCAAACAAGGAGUGGACGUGACGGCCAACCAGGACGAGAUCUCGUCGCACGAGACGUUCCAGCUGGAGUUCGACUGGGGCACCAAGCGCUGGUACAUCCGCACCAUGCAGGACCGCUACUGGACGCUGGAGACGGGCGGCGGCAUCCAGGCCAGCGGGGAUAACAAGUCGUCCAACGCGCUGUUCGAGCUGGAGUGGCAGGGCGACGGCGCGGUGGCGUUCCGCGCCAACAACGGCAAGUACCUCAUGACCAAGCGCUCGGGCCACCUGUACGCCAACGCCGACGCCAUCGACGACAACUGCAAGUACUACUUCUACCUCAUCAACAGGCCGAUCCUCGUGCUGAAGUGUGACCAGGGCUUCGUGGGCCCCAAGGGCGUGCGCCUGGAGUGCAACAAGGCCAACUACGAGACCAUCCAGGUCAUCCGCGGGCCCAAGGGCGCCGUCUACUUCAAGGGUCAGAACGGCAAGUACUGGCACGCGGACAGCGAGGCGGUGUCGUGCGACAGCGACAGCCCGCAGCCCUUCCACCUGGAGCUGCGCGAGCCCACGCGCCUCGCCAUCCGCGCCGCCGCGCCGCCGCUCUACCUCGCCGCCGCCAAGAACGGCAACUUCCGCCUCGCCUCGCCCGACCUCGCCGCCGCCACGCACUGGGAGUACUAGCCGCGACCACCUCGCACCUCCACUCGUUUGUCGUUUUAUAACAAUUAAUACCAAUAAAAAAGUGAUGACAUUUUGUCGAUUUCAGUCGAGUACAUGCGGCCUCGCUGCAGAUACAGUUCAAUAUGAUAAUGCAAAACGAUUUAAUAACUGAUAUGAAAACUAUCAAAGCCCUAAGUUUAAUAUGAAUGGGGUAAGCUUAAUGAAAAGUAAUAAAUCGACAAUAAGUCAUUGCAUUCUUAAUGUGAUGUUUGUAGGGCCCUUUUUAUACAACUUUAAAAAAUAAAGGAGCCUUAGUAUUUUUUUUUUCAAUAGUCUGGCUGCAUCAUCUGGUAUCGAUCGCCUCGACCUGCUGCCACAUACUGUGUUUGAAAAACUUUACAAAAACAAUAUAAAUGAGUGCCAAACGUUUCAUUAAUUUUUAAAAACUUACACAAACUAACUCAGUUUCAAUAGUGUUGUAAGACUAAUGUACAUUAAGAUAACCGAACAUUUGUAUUUUUGAUAAAUCGAUACCAGAUUCAGAUAUUAAUUAGAAGUUAAUUAAAUCAUUUGAGUAAGCGGAGGUUGAUAAAUGUUAUUUUUUACACAAUUUAACUGUAUAAAGAAUAAGAACUCGAAUGAAUCCUCACAAUACUCUUCCAAGUGCAAAAUUAGCCAACAUUCCGGCGUACAACUUAAUUUGAAUGUAUUUUCUCAAGUUCUACAUUUCCGUGCGCGCGUUUCCAGCUGACGCCAUUUUGAAUUAGAACAGCCAUUUUAUGAAAGACAAGAUGGCGUCCGAACGACCCAAACAGCCGAUUCCCGGUCGAAUCUGCUGCACAUGGUACUUAAUACAAAACAGGAAUGUUCGCAAUGCAGGCAGCAUUGUUUCACUACAUUUCACGAGAAAAAAAAUAUAAAAAUUGCCCGGCGUCUGCUGCGAGCGCGGCAUUUAGUAUGGUUAAGGUUAUUUAUCGCGCGACGGUGCGAAUGUGAUCGUAUGAAAUAUCGCUUCUCUAAUUAUUAUUAUAAUCAUAGAUUAUUUUCAUAAUAUCGGUAGAUCUGCGGAAACGAUUGCUUGAUAAGAAUUAUUUUUAUAUUUUUUUCAGUGACUCGAUUUAUAUAUAAAUAAUUUAUUUUCUAAAAUAUCGAAAUUUAAUUAAGGCAUUAUCGUAAUAUCGGAAUUUUUCGAAGAAUAUUUAUUGGAUAUCGUAGCGUCUAGUCGAAGAAUUUGUGACAGUUUUGUGCGAAUCCGACGUGGGCGAGUGAGCCGACGCCUUGAGACUGAAACCUACGUAAUUUAAAUGAACAGUAAAUCAUUGUACCGUAAUUUAAGUUUUUAACUGGGCUUUUCGCAAUACCAGACGUGCUUCAUUCGUAUCACUUCCAUACAAUGUAUUUCAUUCCUGUCACCGGACGAGUGACCGCAAGUUCUGUACGAGGCACGGAGUCUGGCUUAAGUAAUGAAUAAGCUAAUUAAGUUAAUGUAAGUUAUAUCGGUAUAGGAUUAAGCUGAGUUUACUGCGCUCCCAAAAACGGACGUCCAUUCCAAGAUUUUAAACUUAGACGAGAUUUUUUACAAUUUUUACUGUUAUACAUCUGGUGCAUGUCGCCUGUCGGCGCGCAGUGCUGCUGGUCCUCAUGUGUGUACGAUAACGUCUUUGUAAACUAUUAAUUAAUAAAUUAUAAUCAUAUUGUAAAAA
Molecule: messenger RNA, 3361 nt
Organism: Bicyclus anynana (squinting bush brown)
Lineage: Eukaryota; Metazoa; Arthropoda; Insecta; Lepidoptera; Nymphalidae
Gene: singed
Product: protein singed
Biological process (GO): actin filament bundle assembly; cell migration; establishment or maintenance of cell polarity
Cellular component (GO): actin cytoskeleton; cytoplasm
Molecular function (GO): actin filament binding; protein-macromolecule adaptor activity
Source: RefSeq, a predicted model, not a curated record